UUUUAGCAGCUGAUAGCAAGAAAUCCCACGGCUUUUUAUUUUUGGUUGUUUUUUUUUUUUGUUUUCUCUCCUUUUAGCAAUACACGCUUGAAAACUAUCAGGCCCUAUUAGGGAUUAGAAAAACCGUCGGCUGGGGAAGCGAGUAGAUCAAGCCCUCAAAACCCAAAAAUAAAAAAGCCGGCUAGUUUCUCCCACAGAAAAGCAUCGCCAAAGCUUGAGGAUGGGAGCGAGGAGCCGGGGGGAAGGGGAAGCCAGAGAGGCGAGCGCCUGGGCCGUCAACAACAAGUGUCGAACCAGACCCACACUACAGGAAGCCGUAGCCUCCGGUGAUAAAUAGGAGACCCGGGAGCACAGGAUGCGUGCAGGGCCGGCUCGGCAGGACGAGGGGAUGUGAGCCGGCAGCCGACGAGUCCCUCCGUCCAUCCGUCUGUCCAUCCAGCCGGAGGGAUGGCCAUCGCCCCGCUGCCGCUGCUGCUGCUGCUGCUGGUCGGGGGGUCCAGCGGGGAAGAGGCCGAGGUGGUCUGCGCCGGUGCUGCCUGCUACACCCUGCACCGGGCCCAGCUGGGCUGGAACGACGCCCAGAAACGCUGCCACGAUAACGGCGGCAAGCUGGCCCCGGCCCACAGCCCCGCCGAGGCCCGGCGGCUGCAGGAGCUGCUGGUGGGGGCCGACUGGACAGGCCCGGCCUGGAUCGGGCUGUGGCUGCCACGGGGCCACUGCGUCCAGCCCCAGGAGCCGCUGCGGGGCUUCAGCUGGGUGGCUGGCGAGGAGGGGGGCAACUACUCGGCCUGGCUGUCCGAGCCCGCCGUCACCUGCCUCAGCACCCGCUGCGUCAGCCUGAAGCUGGCCGGGCCCGCCGGCAGCCCCGGCUGGACUGCCCACCACUGCCGGACUCCGCUGCCCGCCUUCUUCUGCAAGUUCAUCUUCCAGGGGAUGUGCGGGCCCCUGCCGCUGGCCGGGCCCGGCCGGGUCACCUACAACACCCCCUUUGGGGUGCGCAGCCCCCAGCUGGCAGCAGCCCCCUUUGGCACGCUGGCGGACGUCCACUGUGAAGCGGGGGGGGACCCACCCAGGGGGAACCCACCCUUCGCCGUCUGCAAGAAGCUGGAGCAGGGGGAUGGCUUUGCCUGGCACCCCCCCGGGCCCCUCUGCCCUGCCGCCUGCGCCCACCGCAACGGGGGCUGCCAGCACCGCUGCCUGGAGGCACCUGGGGAGCCCCCGCGCUGCGCCUGCCACCCCGGCUACACCUUGGCCCCCGACAUGGCCUCCUGCCUGCCUGAGGAUGCCUGCCACCCCAACCCCUGCCAGGACAUCUGCCAGACCCGGCCCGGAGGAUUCGAGUGCAGCUGCAAGGACGGCUACUACCUGGCGACCGACGGUCGCCACUGCCUGGACGUGGAUGAGUGCCUGGCCAAACCCUGCCAGCACGAGUGCCACAACACAGACGGCAGCUUCGUCUGCCUCUGCCAGCCCGGCUACCAGCCGACGGGGCCUGGUGGCCACCACUGCCGCGAUGAGGAUGAGUGUGCCCAGCCCGGUGUCUGCCCCCAGCUCUGCAUCAACAUCCCGGGAUCCUUCCACUGUGCCUGCCAGCCCGGCUACCAGCGCCAGCCUGGCAGCGAUGCCUGCGUGGACGUGGACGAGUGCCUGCGGGACCCCUGCCCAGGGACCUGCCAGAACCUGCCCGGUGACUUCAAGUGCCUCUGCUCACACGGCUUCCUCCCAGAGGAGGAUGGACAUGGCUGCCGUGCUGCACCCACCGCCAGAGAGGAGCCUUCAGUGGGCCCCGACAGCACCCCGCAGACCACAGGCACCACAGGGACCAUGGGCGCCUUGCAGACCAAGGGCAUCCUCCGGACCACAGGUGCCCCAUCGACCAUGGGCAUCCCCCAGACCCUGGGUGCCCCCAUCGGGGCAACACCACCGGCCCCUACGGCAGUAGGGUCAGCACCCGGCCCAGAGCACAGCGCUGACGGCCCCAGGCUGCUCUUGUAUUAUAUCCUGGGCAGCCUGGUAGCCAUCCUGCUGCUGCUAGCCUUCUCCCUGGCCCUGCUGGCCUGCAGGAAGAGAGCAGCCAAGCAGGAGAAGCGGCCAGCCAAAAGCGCAGCGGACAACUACUGCUGGGUGCCCGAGCAGCCGGAGAGCCGUGGGGCGGGCAGCGAGCGCAGGUAACAGCACCCGGGGCGGCGGGAGGGGGUACGGAGCCGUGAGCGACAGACAGCGUGUUUGCAAAUUAAAAAGAAAGAAAUAAAAGGGGAGGAGGGGAUGCUAUCUGUUUUAACGUGGUUUUACAUGUCCGAGAGUCUGUCCUGGGGUUCCUUGCAAAGGGGGAGCUGAUCUCCCCCUCAAAAGGCAGGUCUGGGCGCUGGGUGGGAAGGCAGCUCAGAUCAGCCCAGUGGUUUAUAAACCAGCCACCGCUCUUCCAAGGGGAGGGUUAACAGGGACGGUGCUGUGGGGUUGGGACUGGAUGGGGUUGAAGCUGCCUGCCGGCUGCCCCUCAGCUCUGCAGAACCUCACCUUGCUUAAAACCAGCAAAUUGUAAGUAUUGAUUUGUCUCCCUAAAGGAAAACAGUUAAUUUCAUUUUUCAUUUGGUCUCCCCUACCUUUUUGCCGACGUGCAAAAGCAGCAGCUUCUGUGCCCUUUUCCCACAGCCCCCCACCCCAGCCCCAUCCUUUGUCAUCCCAAAAGCAAUGCUAGCCACCCCCCUCGCCCGCCUGGCAGCAGCCAGCCAGCAUUCAACCAGUGUUUUCACCUUGCUCUCAUUAAAAUGGAUUUGAAAUUCUUAGGUGUUUUUUUCACCAGGGCAAGAGCUAGUCUCCGCAGCCACAAGCAGGGGUUUUUUAGGUGUUUUGUUGUUGUUUUUUUUUUUAAAAAAAAUCCCACAGAUGUCACAUCAGAGGACACUGAAUAGACUUUUUUCAAACUACAGCAGAAGAGAGCUUCUUCAGGGGAGCAGACACUGCAAAGGUAGUGGAGCUAUCACCCCUGCUGCAGGUGCCCAGACCUGUGCAGGAGGAUGGCACCGAGUUGGGAGCAGGGAGGCAGCAAUUCUUCCCCCGGGGCACCGAGCCCCAUAAGGCCAGACCUUAGUCUGCCCCCUGAGCACAGGAGGUGCACAGCCCCCCGGAAAGCUGUUCAACUCGUAGACAAGGGGCCAAGGCAGAGAAUAGAUGGUUAAAAGGUAUGAAAAACUAUGUUUAGAAGAACCACCUACCUGUUUCCAGUGUAUUCAGUUGAAAACCACUUGUAAAAUACAGAAAACAAUGCUCUCCUUCAAAUACAGCCGGAUGAGAGACCAGCCUUUUCCUGUUGGAUCAUACUUUUUGGGUAGGACCCCUUCCCGACUGCUUGGGGCCCAGACUGAGUGCAUUUUCCAUUCCUCCCCCUGUAGAGAAUACACUGGAUGUUGUAUAUUUGCUAAUUAUUAUAUAUAAAACUUUUAACCCCGCUUCAAAGCAAGUGCUUUCUCAGGGCCAAGUUGUUCCCCAGUCUUCCCUAGGUACCUAACUUCAGAGAGCUGUUUAUACUUGGGCGCUCCUGACAAUGAAACCUCUUGGAGCUGUUUCUGUGUGAAUCCUCCCCAAAAAUCUGAGGACCAAGGGGCCAUUCCUGCUUCCCAUCAAGCAGUGCUAGCUUCAUUAUUUACCCGUGCUCUACAAGGCAAAAAGAUGGUAGAAAAGAACAGGCAUGUGAUUUGAAGGGUACAUAAGUUUCCUGAAGUUUCUGCUGGUUUUAUUGUGUACUUGAGACUUAAUUGCUACAGAAAUGGGAACUGAACACAAAGGAGUUUACUGUAGGCAGUGACCUGCAUCCUGUUCUUCCAUGUGUGGAGGAAAACCCUUUCCUGCUGUUUUUUUGGUCUUCAUUCCUCCAUUGUACAUUAAAAAAAAAACAAAAAAAACCAACACCAAAACAACACAGGAAAGUGUAGCUGAUAGAAAUGUUUUUAACAUUCUGUCCAUGCUUCCUUUUUUUUCUGCGCAGUAGCUGGGAGAAGCGGUGAAUGCAGGAGUGGCAUUCUUAGAAGUCCCACAGAAAAUUCAUACCCUGCCUGUGUUAUGACAAGCCGGCACAGCAUUCUGAAUUCAUUAAUAAAUCAAGAAAAUGAAUAAUCCUAGCAAAAUCAGUGGGACAACCUACAUACAUCAAAUGAUGCCUGUGCUGUCUAGCUGUGGCGACUCGGGGUCUGUAUGGGGAAAAGGCAGUCUCAGCGACGUGCCUCACAUUGCAGGGACUAUUUGGGUUGCUUUGUUGAAAGCUGAGGAAUUUUCCAGAUGUCUCCAUCUCAGGAGCAUUUCUGCCUUAUUUUUCAGUUAAGGUAUCAAUUAAUUGUUGUACAUAACGCUUACUCCACUACGAAAAAGGGAAAAGAGAGCACGAGUGUAGGCUUAAAGUUUCUGUGCUUAGGUUUAACUUGGGUCCUCUCUGGUGGAAUAUUUCCUGAUGUAGCAUCCUUCACCCUGGUGCAAUUACACCCGGAUAAUCUCGCGUCUCCCUUCCUUUCUUCCUGCCACAAACCCAGCAGGAAUGUUUUCAUCUGUGUCCUUGUUAGGGAGUUAUCCAGGGCCCAGUGAAUCCCAUGGGCUAAAGCAAAUAGGAAUGGGACCAAGAUAGCUUGGUACCCUGUCUUAAGUCAGAGGAGAUCAGAUGUUCAUCCUGGCCCAAGGGGGUUUUACUGCGGUGCCUGGGGCAGCUACCUCUGCUCCCUCUUCCUUCUGUACAAAAGAGGUGUCAUUAGAAGCAACACCUAAAACUGUCCUGCUGCCACCAUGGCAGGACAGGCUAUCCAACACGUCUGAAAUGCUUUGUACGUGUCAACCAGUUUGUAAUGAACUAAGUGUCAUAUAUUUUUAUGGUCCAGAAUUAAGACAUGCCCCAAUUUUGUGGAAAUGGCACAUCGGGACUGAAUUUUACUUCGUCACCCGCGCGGUGAUGGCACAGAACCACAGCCUUGCAGAUGCCUUUGACUAAAAAAAUAAUGUUAUCCCACAUGUUGAAUAAGACUGUACGUUGCUUUUCUGAUGAAACACCAAUAAAAUCUAAAUGGAAUGUAUUUUCAGUGUUUUUUAAUAAAUAUAUACGAUAUCAAAA
This is a messenger RNA of Calidris pugnax (ruff), 5092 nucleotides long. It is a transcript of the gene CD93, whose product is annotated as CD93 molecule. Gene Ontology annotation, biological process: cell migration. The record is from RefSeq and is a predicted model, not a curated record. NCBI's taxonomy places the organism in Eukaryota, Metazoa, Chordata, Aves, Charadriiformes, Scolopacidae. Gene Ontology annotation, cellular component: extracellular matrix; external side of plasma membrane. Gene Ontology annotation, molecular function: calcium ion binding; extracellular matrix protein binding; extracellular matrix binding. The coding region runs from base 448 to 2172 and encodes 574 amino acids. The transcript has a single exon.